AGCCCGGGCGCCCGGCCGCCUCCCCACCCGCGGCGUGCCCGCCACCCGCCACCCGCCGGCCGCCGGCCGCCACCCGCGCCGUCGAGGACGCCGAGGACGCGUCGCGCUCGCGGACCCCCUCCCGCCCGGCCGCGGGUCUUGGCGCAUGACAUCAUCGGGCACCCGGCCAGCGUGGAGUUUAGCAACACACCCGGGCGCUUGGGAAGCAAACGACCGGUCAUGCUUCUCCCGGGCAUUUUCUGCACUGGGGAUGCUUCCCAGGAAUAACUGUUUCUGUAAGGACAGAGCGAGAAGUGCUGGUGCAGAAGAGCCGGCCAUGCCCUCUCCAAAGCCGGGCUAUAUCACGCAGGUCGUGUUUACACUGACAGACAGUCCGCAGCAUCGUCUCGGCGCAGAGAAACAAGGUUUGGAUGAGAAGCUCUACAAAACGGGUGGGCAGCUUUUCUUCUCUCUCCUCUCCGUUUCCCCGCGGAGAAGGAAUGUCAGCGAGAGACUAUGAAGCAGACAGUAGUUGGCCACAGAAAACGUAGAAGGGCCUGAAAAAUCAUCUAUUUUAAUUAAAAUGGGAAGUAAGGAGAGAAUGUGAGACAAUUGUACAUGUUUUUAUUCUUUUAUCAACUAUUUCUGGGCAGCGAAUGCGUUGUGGGACUGUGACAGACAGGGGGUAAUAAACUCCAGCUGCUCAUAGUCUAGCUGGGAACGACAAUCUGAAAAAUAGAAACAAAGAAUGGGUUUGGGGAAGGACCAAGGAGUGUGGGUGAGGCAGGAAAGCGUUUUUCCUUUUUGAAUUCUGCUACUUCAUGCUUCCCCGACUUCUUAUUGGAAAUCGAAGUGCACACUCCUCACUGAGAGCCGUGGGGAGAGAAAGCCUGGGUGGCCUUUUCCAUGUCAAAGGCAGAGCUUCAGCGGGAAAACCAGCCCCCACUGGGUGUACCUGACGCAGGAGGGUGUACCUGAUGCAGGAGGCUGUACCUGACGCAGGAGGCUGUACCUGGCAGGAGGCUGUACCUGACGCAGGAGGGUGUACCUGGCAGGAGGCUGUACCUGACGCAGGAGGCUGUACCUGACGCAGGAGGGUUACCUGACCCAGGAGGGUGCACCUGACACAGGAGGCUGUACCUGACCCAGGAGGCUGUACCUGACGCAGGAGGCUGUACCUGACCCAGGAGGCUGUACCUGACCCAGGAGGGUGUACCUGACGCAGGAGGCUGUACCUGACACAGGAGGCUGUACCUGACCCAGGAGGGUGCACCUGACACAGGAGGCUGUACCUGACCCAGGAGGCUGUACCUGACGCAGGAGGCUGUACCUGACACAGGAGGCUGUACCUGACCCAGGAGGGUAUACCUGAUGCAGGAGGCUGUACCUGACCCAGGAGGGUGUACCUGACCCAGGAGGGUAUACCUGAUGCAGGAGGCUGUACCUGACCCAGGAGGCUGUACCUGACCCAGGAGGCUGUACCUGACCCAGGAGGGUGUACCUGACCCAGGGGGGUGUACCUGACCCAGGGGGGUGUACCUGACCCAGGGGGGUGCACCUGACGCAGGGGGGUGUACCUGACCCAGGAGGGUGCACCUGACCCAGGAGGGUGCACCUGACGCAGGAGGGUGCACCUGACCCAGGAGGGUGCACCUGACGCAGGAGGGUGCACCUGACCCAGGAGGGUGUACCUGACCCAGGAGGGUGUACCUGACGCAGGAGGGUGUACCUGACCCAGGAGGGUGCACCUGAUGCAGGAGGGUGCACCUGACGCAGGAGGCUGUACCUGACCCAGGAGGGUGCACCUGCUGCUGAAGGAGCUGGCCAGCUUAUCCCAACACACAGCCCGUGCCCUUGAGGCGAUGCAGGAAAGCCAGGACUAAUUCUGGAUUUUCGUUUUGAUCUGCAUGAGGGGGUGUAGAAUAGGGUGUGGGAUGUCCCUGGACUCCGUGCUGGGUCCUCUCUUUUCUGUCUGCACUCCCUCUCUUGGCUCUAUGUAUGCCCUGAGGGCACCUGCAUUUAUACCGGGCCAGGACCCUUCCCAGGAACUCCUAGCGUGUAUCAGCUCACUCCUUGAUGUCUAUCUCCAUCUCCAUGUCGCAGUGGAGCCCCUGACACAGCCCACUGAGUCUCUUCUGCUUCUCCAUUCCUGUCAUUCCAUUCUCCCAGGGGCUCGGCGAAUGCUGGCUCACGUUGUCACCACCACGCCCUGCCAGCUCUGUCUUGCCAUCCCUUUGGGAUUCCCACCACUGCCAUCACCCUGGUCUCAGCCAGCGUGUUUUCCCGGACUGCUGCUGUGCCCCUCCCUGCCCUCCCUGCCUCUGCCCUCAGCCCGCAGUCCCUUCUCUCUCCCAGCUUCCCUGCCCCUGUGAGGUGGAGCAUGAGGUGCCGCGUGGUGCCCUCUUUCCCAGAGUAGAAGCCUCAGUGUCAGAAAUGUCUCUCUGGUUUCUCUCCUCUCUGCGGGCCCCAGCUUCCCCCCUGCCCCGCCCCUCCUUGCUUACUCCCAGGCCUGGCUCCUCCGCCCUCCACACUGCCAAGCCCUCGCCUGCCCCAGGAUCUUUGCACAGGUCGCUCCCUCACUCUAGGCUUUUCCCUGUUGGUCAGGGGCCCAUCAGCAAACAGCUGGGCCCUCUGAACUGAGAACUCGGGAGGAUUUAUGCACGAGGCGUGGAGGGGGCCGCGUGGGUUGUGCAGUCAGUCACCUGGGACUUGUAAGCAGCCCGCUCUGAGCCGGGGAGGGCUGUGUUUGUCCCACUGUGUGAGCCCCUGUGCUGCUGGGAAAACCAUUCACAGGGCAUUUCCUGUGCCGAGCUGCCCCCAGGCCCAACCUGCUGCCUGUGAGCCGCGGGAGAGGCAGGCCUUCAGGCAACACAGUCCCGGUGGUUCCCGGGUUUUGCCACCACACCCAGACCACGGAAAUGCGUCCUUCCUCAGUACUUACAUACUUCACUUGUGCUUUAUGACAGCUUUUAUUCUUUAAUUUCUGCUUACCCUUAAUGGGGAGGCAGCUUCUAACUUUGGGUUUUCCAUUUCUCUCCCCUGUGACUUAAUUUUGCAACAUGUAAAAUAUCGGCUCUGGCAGACGCCGCCUUUUUGUAAACACGCUAAACAGGCCUUUCACGCGGAGGACAUGGGGCUGUGUGCCUGUCACCUCCUGAAUCCUCCGCCUGGAAAUUCACGGGAAACCAGAACCUAUGGCGCCCAUGGCAGUCUUUCAGGCAACAUUCCUCUUGGCAUUGCUGCCUUUGAGUGCUUACCAGAGCGAAGUCUCGUCCGAACCUUUAUCGCUGAAUGUGUCCAUCAGUUCCGCACAGCAGCGUUUGCAUCUACAAUGGAGUGUCCACAACCUGACUCAUCCGGAAUUGAAAAUGGCUUUUCAGAUCGAGAUCAGUAGAAUUAAAAAAUCCAAUGUCAUCUGGGUGGAGAACUAUAGCACCACUGUGCAGCAGAACCAGACCCUGCACUGGACAUGGGAAUCCGAGCUGCCUCUGGAAUGUGCGACGCACUUUGUAAGGAUACGGGGGAAGGAGGAUGACACCUGGGCCGCCCAGCAGAGGGUCUGGAGCAGCUGGAGCUCGUGGGUGAAAGUGGAUGCUCAGAGUUUGCUUGGACAAGGCCCGCCGCAUAUUUUCCCUAUAGAUAAGCUGGUGGAGGAGGGAUCCAAUGUCACCAUCUGUUACGUUUCUAGGCACAAUGAGAGUAACGUAUCCUGUCUCUUGCAUGGCCAACGGAUCCCCAGAGAGCAGCUGGACACACACGUGUCUGUGUUCACCUUGACGAAUGUUUCCUUCAUUAGUACCUGGGGGUCAAACCUCUACUGUGAGAACGACCCAGACAUCAUAACCGGCGCCGAACCGGGCACGGUUCUCUUUGUCUCCAAAGUACUUGAGGAGCCCAAGGGCUUUUCUUGUGAGACUCGGGACUUUGGGACUUUGAACUGCACUUGGGAUCCUGGGAGCGACACUGACGUGUGGAAAUACCCCUCCCAACGCUACGCUUUAUUUGAAUCAUUUUCUGGGAAAAAGAAAUCCUGUGAACAAAAAAACUGGUGUACUUGGCAAGUAGCUCAAGACUCACAAAUGUAUAACUUCACACUCAUAGCUGAAAACUACUUCAGGAAGAGGAGUGUCAAUCUUCUCUUCAACCUGGCGCACCGAGUUCACCCAAUGACUCCCUUUAAUGUGUUAUUUGAAAGUGUAAGCACCACAAAUGCCACCAUGACCUGGAAGGUCCAUUCCCUGGGGAAUUUUUCCACGUUUUUGUGUCAGGUUGAACUCCAUGGCGAAGGAAGAGCGAUACAACAGCACAAUGCUUCCAGCCAGGUGGACGGUCAGUACUUCUUCAGCGGCCUGGCCCCCGCCACAGAGUAUGCGGCCCGAGUGCGCUGUGCUGCCAAGCACUUCUGGAAAUGGAGUGAAUGGGCUGGCCAGAACUUCAGCACACUCCAAGCUGCUCCCUCUAAGGCUCCUGAUGUCUGGAGAAGCGUGAGGUCAACGCUGGGAUCUUGUAAUGUCACUUUAUUCUGGAAGCCACUGUCCAAAUCGCAGGCCCAUGGGGAGGUUCUGUUCUACAGUGUAGCUACAGAAAACCAGGACAGACUGUCCAGCUCAAAGCUCUUCUCCAUCCCUGCUCCGGCCAACGGCACAGAACUAAGCCUUGAUGGGUGCUCGCACCAAAUCCGCGUCACCGCCAGCAACGGUGCGGGAGCGUCUCCCGAGUCUGUGAUGGUCAUCGCCGGGGACCCUGGGAACCAAACAGCAGAGGUUAAAGAAGAAAGAAUUCGAGGCACAGAGGACGGAGUCUCUAUGUCCUGGAAACCGCCAGCUGGAGAUGUCAUAGGCUACGUGGUGGACUGGUGUGAUGGUCCCCAGGAGUUGUCCUGCGAUCUCCAGUGGGAAAACCUGGGCCCCAAUGCCACUAGCACCGUCAUCAGCUCAGAUGCUUUCAGACCAGGGGUCCGAUACAACUUCAGGAUUUAUGGAAUUUCUCCAGAAAGGACGGCCUAUUUAUUGGCGAGAAAGACAGGAUACUCCCAGGAACUAGCUCCUGCAAACAACCCUCGCGUGUACAUAAGCAACCUGACAUUGCACUCCUUCACUCUGAGUUGGACGGAUUACGCCACUGACUCCCAGCCUGGUUUCAUCCAAGGGUACCGCGUCUACCUGCGAUCCAAGGAGGAGCAGUGCCCCCCGGGGUUCACAAAGGCAGUCCUCCCAGAUAACUCAGUAUGUUGCAAACAUGACAUCGACAACCCAGAGCAAAAGACAUUUGUUGUGGAGAACCUGCAGCCGGGAUCCUUCUACGAGUUCCUGGUCACUCCGCGCACGAGGGCCGGUGAGGGCCCGGCCCACCCCUUCGGCAAGGUCACCACCCGUGAGCAGCACGCCCAUGCACUGAUCCGCAUCAUCCUCCCCAUGGUUUUCCUCCUCCUGCUCCUCACGGUCUUGUGCUAUGUGAAGAGUCAGUGGAUGAAGGAGACGUGUUAUCCUGACAUUCCAGACCCAUACAAGAGCAGCGUCCUGUCCUUACUAAAACCCAAGGAGAACGCCCACCUGACAAUCAUGAGUGCCCAUGACUGCAUCCCCGACAAGCUGGAGGUUGUGAACAAGCCCGAGGGGAUUAAGGCCCAGUUCCCAGGCGCCAGGAAGUCGCUGGCAGAAACAGACUGCACUAAGCACGACUACAUUUACCUCCUGCCCACGGAGAAGAGCUCCGCGGGCCCGGGCCCUGGCAUCUGCUUUGAGAACUUGACCUACAAUCAGGCAGCCCCUGACGCUGGGUUCUGUGGCCCCGUCCCAGCACCCCACACAGCCCCCCCAGGGCUGGGGGACCUGCUGACUGCACCUGGGAAUUUGCUGAGGUCCCUAGAGCCGAGCUACAUGAACUCCCCGGGGGAAACCCCAGCCGGAGAGACCACUCUGAAUUACGUGUCCCAGGUGGCCUCACCCACAUCUGGGCACAAGGACAGUCCCCCAACAAAUUCCCUGGAGCUAGCACCCUGUUCUGAGUACAGAAUGCAAAUGGCCGUCCCCCUGGGCCUUGCCUCACCUUCCCCGAAUGAGAAUCGCAGUCUGUCCUCCAUGAGCCUUUUGGAUCCAGGCGAACACCGCGGCUAAGCAUACAUCCCUUUCACACUUUCAUGGGGUUACAGAGACACCCGAGAAGCACGGCCGGCCCCACCCCAUCGCCAGGCCCCCACGGCGGGCAGGUCUGCGUCAGACAAGAUCACUGCCAUCGCGCUAGGUUUCCAAGUUCAGAAGCCAUGAAACUGACCUCCCUCCCUCGCAGCAGGCUCGCUGUGGAAACGCCCGCGUUGUGGGAGCGGGGACCCUGCUUACCUGAUGGCUGCAUGUCCCAGGCUCGCCUUGUAACAGCCUCCCUGGCCCCCCUCGCAGGGGCAGACCCCAUCCUUGCAGUCCCGGGCAGGGCGGCUCCGGUCCUGGAAUUCAGCCUGUAACCAGAAAGGUUUCCAUUAAGUUCCACCCCCACAUUUCCUAACUUAAGGGUAAAGGAGCCAGAUUGAAGCCUUUAAUUGAAAAGGCUACCGGCGUUUCGUUCCUAGAGCCUGCGUUGUCAGUGUUUACUUCUUCUAGGUGCAUUUCAUGAAAAUGUCACAGAUGUCUGAGACCGACACAGGUUGGACUUGUCUCGCAGUGACAAGAACUGGCCGUGCAUCGGCGCAGUAAAAACUCCUGGGGGCGCAGGCCUUGUCUAACAGGUGAGACAGUGCACGUGUCGGGAAGACCCCCACCCUGUCCUCUCACUCACCACCGUCAGAGGGACUCCCAGUGUCAGGAUAACGGCGCUGCUGCUUGGUGGACGCCGGUCUGCCACCGGAAUUGUUGAUGACUACCUCAGAGAGAGGAAAGCGCAGCAUUGCGUAGUUCCGUUUACUUCCCAUGGUUCCUCUUUUCUUUCAAGAACUGCCAGGUACGUGGCCUGUGUUCAUGUGGCAUCCUUCGGACUGUGCAGCAGGUGGUCAGGGCCAAGUACCCCCUCCCUCUCAUCUAUAUGUCUGCAUUAGUAAGUGAAGCCACGCUGCGGACCCGUUUGGGCAGAGCUCCUAGAGGCCACCUGGAGGGAACUCGCUUCCGGCUCAGCAGCCUCGUCUCCUUGAACCUGUGGACGCGAAGCCGCGCAGCAGGUGCUCCGUGCACGCAGCUCCUUCCUCUGCCUCCUGCCCGUCAGCCGCAAUGUGGGUCGAUCAUGUUUCUAAACAAGCACACCUGGGGGUGCCGUUUGCCUAAUGAAGACGGCACUGCCUCUGCCUCGGGUACCCCACGCCCCGCACUCCACGCUCAACCCCACGGAGAGAGGGAGGAAAGGACCCGCCUAAAGCCAGGUGGCUGUCAGCUGGCCUCCAUGGACCUGCACGCACCAGGGCUUCUGUUCGGGCUCUUCAACGCUGUGCUCGCAUGUAUCUAAGCCUUUUCCUAACACCGUACCAACGAGUAUCUCGGUUAGUAAUUCCGAGAGGACCUUGGGUUCAGUGUUGUCAUUUACCCUCGUGUUCCUUUGUCACGACGCAAUCGUAAAAGCCCACAGAGAUGUCAGUGGCAGUGAUGACUGACUUGUAAACAGUCCUUCAUAGUUUAAAAAAAUAAUGCAUGCCCUGGAAGUCGUUUUUGUUGUAACAAGCUCUCAUUAAAGAGUUUCACCACUGUU
This is a messenger RNA of Myotis myotis, 7644 nucleotides long. RefSeq names its product oncostatin M receptor (gene OSMR). Gene Ontology annotation, cellular component: external side of plasma membrane; membrane. Gene Ontology annotation, biological process: immunoglobulin mediated immune response; cytokine-mediated signaling pathway. Bases 3174 to 6095 code for a protein of 973 amino acids. Gene Ontology annotation, molecular function: protein binding; cytokine receptor activity. NCBI's taxonomy places the organism in Eukaryota, Metazoa, Chordata, Mammalia, Chiroptera, Vespertilionidae. The record is from RefSeq and is a predicted model, not a curated record. The transcript is spliced from 19 exons.